Spodoptera exigua (beet armyworm) is the source of this 971-nucleotide messenger RNA. The record is from the annotation of a GenBank genome assembly. Lineage: Eukaryota; Metazoa; Arthropoda; Insecta; Lepidoptera; Noctuidae.
UUGAGUUGACAUUGAAUUUGUAUCUUUUUGAAAUCAAAUACUUAAAUUUAUGAUAAUAUAUAAUGUGUUAACUUGUUGCUAAGUUCAUUUUAUUCUUUAUAAAGUACGUAAAAUAAUUGGGUAUGUUACCGAGUGUGUGCAGUGAGUGUUCUUAAUUAAUAGUGCGUUCUAAAAAAAUAUAAGUAAAAUGACAUUAUCAGAAUAUGCUCAAUUAAAACAAUAUAUAAUACUCUUAGUAGGAACAAACGAAAGGCACAGCGAAAUAAUAAGUUCUAUGAAAGAACUUUUUAGGGACCAUAUAAAUUCUGUGAGGAAAUUUGAACAAAUAAAUAACAUAAGUCAGCUAUUGAAAAUUUUGGAAAUACGAGAUGUAUUAUCUGAAGAUAACGUAGAAUGUCUGAAGAAUAUUGCUAUGAAACUUCCGAACUCUAAUGAUGUGCUACAAAAAAUUGCAGACUAUGAAAAAAUCCAUGUUCCUAGGGAAAAUGUAAACUAUUAUACUAUCAAACCGCAGGAUCUCAAGAAAAAAGAAUCUGAAGACAGCUACAUUAGCACAAAUCCACUAUCAAAUAUGAGCGAAAGAAAGAAACAGAGAAUUUAUGACACAAUAACUCAGGAAAUUGGCAGUUUUUGGCGAGAUCUUGCCAGGAAUUUGCAAAUACGAGAAUGGGAGAUUGACAAUAUUGAUUUUCAAAAUCAAACACUUCAUGAUAAGGCUACAAAAUUGCUGAAAGCAUAUGAAUUAAAGGCUGAUACACAAAGAUGGUUUUUUGUGUUAUGUGAGGCAUUAGAAAAAAGUCGUAGAAAGGAUCUAGUGAGAUCUAUACAGGAUAUUAUGGCAAUGAAUAUUUGACAAAUAAUUUUGUUAGGCCUGAAUUGAUUGCAAGAUUUGUUGUGGUGUGAGUAAGUUUGUGUAUUCAUUUUCACAUUAUUUCUCCUUUGCUAUCAGUUCAUAAUCACAAAAAAAUAUG